Messenger RNA from Etheostoma spectabile (orangethroat darter), 2111 nucleotides. It is a transcript of the gene pcgf6, whose product is annotated as polycomb group ring finger 6. Lineage: Eukaryota; Metazoa; Chordata; Actinopteri; Perciformes; Percidae. Bases 415 to 1179 code for a protein of 254 amino acids. The record is from RefSeq and is a predicted model, not a curated record. The transcript is spliced from 10 exons.
CUGGUCAAGCCACACUUAUUCUGAAGAAUUUAGGCCGGACGUCGCAAUGUUUGUGUCCGCGCGCGAGGAAAGUUGAGUUGCUAUCGUGAAUGUAAAGGCUGCAUAGUAACGUUAUAUAAAGUUAGGAAGUAGAUUAUGCCAAAGUUUUAUUUUGGGCGAUAGCCGCAUUGGGGCAUUUAACAUAACUUAACUAAGCCGUAACUUCCGUCUAUAAGCGCAUGUGUUUAUGUUUGCCCAUAAUAAGCAAGCUAAUGUUAGCCAGUUUACUAAGCGGAGCUAACUUCACAGACAACUAAAAAAAACCGUCGACGUUUAGCUAGCAAGAGCUAGCGCUACCGUUACAUUGUAACGUACUUGUCGUUUUGCUCUCGUGCUUAAAGAGAAAAAGUUGUUAGUUAGCAGCCGUUGUUGGGAAUGUCGCCUAUGUAUGGUCGCAGUCAUGAAUGGUCAACGAACAUAUCAGACAGCGACUCCGAGGAAGAGCCCAAGCUCCCUCUCAAUCAGUUCUAUCCAUACAUCCGCUGUGCCCUUUGCUGCGGCUUCCUCAUCGAUGCCACCACCAUCACAGAGUGCCUGCAUACAUUUUGCAAGAGCUGCAUCGUGAAGCACUUCUUCUACAGCAACAGGUGUCCCACAUGCAGCAUCGUAGUCCACCAGACACAACCACUAUACAACAUCAGGCCUGAUAGACAACUGCAAGAUAUUGUUUACAAAAUGGUUCCCUUCCUAGAGGAGUUCGAAAGAGAACAAAUGUGUAAAUUCUACAAAGAGCGAGGGUUGGAAGUGCCAAAACCAGUGGUGGUCUCCCCUUCGGUUCCUGUUGUGUUGAAGAGGCAGAAGAAGGAUAGCAUGCCCCCGUCUGUGUUCACCAUUCCUCCCGAGCUGGAUGUAUCUCUGCUGCUGGAGUUUGUUGGGGCUGAAGAGGGCAUCAAUAACUAUAAGCCAUUAGAGAGGCGGUACGUCCGUGUGUCGGGCGAGGCCACCGUCCGCCACGUGGAGCUGUUCAUCAGGAGGAAGAUGGAGCUGAGCUCUACCUGCCAGGUGGAUGUGGUUUGUGGAGAUCACCUCCUAGAUCACUACCAGUCACUCAAAGACAUCCAGAACUCUGUGGGUGAAGAGGCACUGCAGGACGGUCUGUUGGUGCUGCACUUCGGCCUGGUCCUGCCCUCCCAGUCUUGAUCACAAGAGGUGGAUGUAGUCCAUUCCUGAGGAGAUAAACAGAAUGUUUUGACUUUGUUUCUGAUCAUAUGACUUGUCAUACUGUGAAGUAAAGUUUCUUCAUCGGCAUAAGUGCUCUACAACUGUCAUGGAUGUGUUUGGAUUUUCACUAUCUGCUCACAACACAUCUGAUAAACCUUCCAACUUAAAUGUUACUGAAGAGUAGCAGGUGGCAGGCAAAACACUUCAUGUGUAAUAGGAAGUCCAGGAACUUUACACUUUCUUUCUUCAUUGAACAGUCUUUAUGUAUCUUGUGUUCAGGACAACCCAUGUGUCUGAGGUAACUGGCUGGACACAGGGGACAUACGUCUGAUUUACUGAAGUGCCAGCAUGCAAAAUACAUUUUACCUGAUGAAUGGAAAUGACACGUUCCUAGUCCUACUGCCUCGGUGUCUUUGCAGAUUGUCCAUUGUGCUUCCAUUGCGAGACUGGGACUGCGGCCGUAGCUAAAACCGGACCGCUAAACCGUGUCGGUGGGUCUGAAACCUCUCAACAUUUAGGUCUGGGAAGGCAAUACGAUGCAGUGACUGAAAAACUGCGUCAGUCUACUUUACCUAUCUCUUAGGGAACAGGGACUGGUAUCACAUUGUAAUUUAAAAGGUUUGAAACGUGUGUGUGUGAGAGAGAGUGUGUGUGAGAGAGAGAGAUUUAAGGGCUUUUGUAUAGACUCUGCUGAUGUAAACUGAUUUUUGACUUCAUUGAUUAUUUAAAGGGAGUUUGUAUAGUGUUUGAUGGGCUUUGAUAAUAACUUUCUUACUUGGUUUUGUCAUAAUGAAUUAAUAAACCACUGAGGAUGUUUCUCAAUUCAUUGUUUCCUCAUUGUAUUCAUAUUGUGCCUAAGAUCUCUAAUACCAGUUCCUAUAGACCUCAACUGUGAAAAAGGUGUUGCUCGG